AUGCCCUCCUUUUUAUCCAAAGUUUUGAGACGUAAACGCGAUGACAGGGAAGGGUCCUCAGCCUCAAAGCGGUCAGAACCCGAAGCUAAAGGCGCCAGGCGAGAAGACGAUUCACCAAGCACCCCAAACUUCCCGGACGACAAUGGACAACAGAGAGGCAGGGGGCGAGAGGCGACCAAGGACAAGGAUCGUGCGUUGAGGACCUUUUUCAGGUCUAAAUCGCGCGCUCCCUCGCCGUCAGAGCGCAAGAGAAAGUCGGAAGACGCACCAGUGUCUUUCCUAUCGCUGGAUCUCCUGAACGACGCUGGCUCCGAGCCAACAGCGGUCUUGGAUGAUUCUGCUGUUCUCUUGUCCAACAAGGCUCUCGGUGACCGCAAGUUGACACCAGUCGAGGCAGCGGGGCUCGUACGGACAUGCUCGCAAGCCAUAACUCUUCGAGGAGUCGACACCCUCGGGAUUAUGCACCCUCAUUGGUAUUCGGCUUCCCAAGACAUCCAACGGAGAUUAAUCUCCCUUUUCAUUCAUUCAUUAUCCACGCAGACACCAUCUUCAGUCCCUUCAUUUGAAUCCGAAAUUUCCACCACCCAUUCUCCCCACGACGUUGCCGCUGUCCUCCGUUGGGGAUUGCGCCACCUUCAGCUAGAAGGUGGCAGCUUCGGAAAGGAGAAGGAGUGGUACAACACUUUCUUCGACUCGGAACGCAAUGCCGAAUAUCCUCCCAAGGCAUUCUCAGAGAAAUUGGCACCCCUCGUACCAGCCUCGAAUUAUGAUCUCCUGAAGGAAGUCUUCGAAAUAUUCUCAUCCCUUGCCUCGCACGCCGAGACCAAUAGCACAUCAGGGGGAAAACUAUCCAAGAUGUUUGGUCUUUGGCUGUUGUCCACGAACCGCGUUGAACCCAAGGACGACUGGAAAUCCUUCUAUGAACGCUGGGAGCAUUCUGGGCGCCAGCUGGAACACUUGUUCCUUGCCAGCAUUCGUGACCAAGCAGCAGAACAACGAAUUCCCAUUCGCUUGCUCGAGCUUGUUCACCGAUAUCCGUACACCACAAAUCAUUCUCCCACCACCGAUGUUCGACUACUGUCUCGACCGCAGUUUACGACACAGGUGUAUGAUGCACUUUUUGUACGCGUUGAAACCGAACUUCCGACAGAGAUCGACCGUCCCAAAUCCAAGCUCCAACCUCUGCGCAUCGUCGCUGAGGCCUUAUCAUGUACGGCAGAAGAAGGUGACCACGCUGCAUUGUGGUCAAAGAUUGUGGUGGCUUCCAAAGCUGAAGGCAGUGGAUCACCGCUAACUCGCAUUUUCACUGACGAUACCAUCCGAAUCCUCACUCUUGCGGGAGAUGAAGCAGCGGAGGACAAAGCAAAGCAAUCCCCCGCUCAUUCACUGCUCGCUCUUCCCUCUUCCGGCGGCAGGCGCCCUUCUUUCUCUCUCAGCGAGUUCACCACUGACGGCAAUCGCACCACUGCUGCCCAAAGCGCGGCUACAGAGACAAGUCCUCUCACCGCUGACUGGAGCGUGUUUUCAAGCGCCGGAUUCAGCAGUUCCUCCACCCCUCUUACCCCUCUCGCGAACACUCUUUUCAACACCGAUGACGCCCUUAAAUCAUCUACAUCCGGUAAACCUUCCUCCCCGAACGGAUCCCGGGUCGAGCUUCGAAAGGAGCCCAGCGGAUCGAGCUUGAAGGACGAGCUGAAGCUCGAGUCCAAGAUUGCCGGUAUCCAAAUCGUGCAACUCGACGAGGCAUUUGUUGAUUUCUGGAGCGAUGCGCUUCUCGACCCCGUCUCAGCGAGCUGGCCAUCUUUCGUGGUCUGCAAGCUGCGACCUGCGUUGACUUCCCAACUUCCUUACGGAGAGGAGGGCGACAAGAACCUCAAAUGGCUCGUCUUGGAACAAGCAUUCGCUGUAAAGCCUCCACCACCACCUCCUAUUCCUGAGGCCACAACGCUUGCCGAACGUUCCAGUUCUCCAGCACCCUCCUCCAUCACCAAGAAGCGCUUCGCAUUCUGGUCCUCACGCUCCAACUCGCUGUUGUCGACCAAGAGCAGGAAAGAAGGCAAGGAUAAGAACUUCGGGGGUCCUGUAGGGGAAAUGGGCGAGGUCUUGGAAGAGGGCAGUCAAGGCCAACCUCUGUCCAGAGCGUCUACCUCGAACACGGCUAGGGGCAAGAAGCGCGAAAGCUUCAUUAAGGUUAGGGUGCCUUCCCCUAAGCCGCGCAAGUCUGCUGACACUGCUCCCAAAUCCGUCGACACUACUCCCCCGACUGACGCCGACAAGAAGGAUGACAACAAAGAGGAUAAAGUAGCUGCAGUCACUGCUGCUGCUGCUGUCGCGGGUGCCGGUGCCGUCGCCGUCGCUACUCAGCGUGAAGGUGAGGCCAAGGAGGACGCCAUCGUCUCUAAUGUAGAGUUGAAGGAGGAACCUCUUCCCGUUCCGACCGAAGCGCAAGUCACCACCGCUGAUGUUUUAGGGGCUCAAGCGGGGGCCCCUGCGACUCAGCAUGAACCUGAAGCGACUCAUGCUUCCAAAGUGGUGGAGGAGACUAUCAUCAAAGAAGCCGAGCCUUCAGAGCCUGUUGCCAUCGACGAAGCUAAGGACGACGCCCCCGCCGACAACACUCCUGAUGCAGAGGUACCCGUCCCUGGACCUGCUGUCGAGGAAAUUGAACUCCGAGCACCUGUUUCGACCGAAGAUCAACCCGCGGAGCCAGAGCCUGUUCCUACCCGAGAGGAAGAAACGCCCGCUGUCGCCACGACUUCAGCUCCUGAAGAUCCAGCCACUUUAAACACUCCAGCCGAGGAAUCAGCUGUCGCGGAGCCCACGCCGGUUGUUCAAGUUGAGACCGCCGCUCCCGUGACACAAGACAACGUCGAGAUUGUGCACGAGAUAAUUGAGGUCGACAAAGUGGUCACUCCCCCCGAGAUCAUUGAGGCUGUUCAAGCAUCCGCGGUGAACUCGCCAAAGAGUGAAACGCUUGACCUUGCCCCGGCCAAUCACCAAGAAGGCGCCGAUUCAACUCCACUCCCGGAACUUGCUCCUGAACCAGUCAGUGAAGAGCAGGAGGAACCGACUGCCGCAGAUGCUAUUGCCAACGCCGACAGGGCAGAGGAGCACACUCCUGCCGGUACUACCGACCAAGAAACCGAACAACGCGGUGUUGAAGACGUUUCCGACACUUCUGCCAUCGCUGAGAAGUGA
This is a messenger RNA of Coprinopsis cinerea okayama7#130, 3198 nucleotides long. RefSeq lists its product as hypothetical. Bases 1 to 3198 code for a protein of 1065 amino acids. The record is from RefSeq and is a predicted model, not a curated record. The transcript is spliced from 3 exons. Lineage: Eukaryota; Fungi; Basidiomycota; Agaricomycetes; Agaricales; Psathyrellaceae.